UACAAGCUUCUUUCACACCGGGCAAGGAAAUGAUUUGAUUCGAGUACUUCUCAAUUUUAGAGGGGAAAGAAAGACGGAAAAAAAGUGAUGCCACGGAGUAUAUCGAGGUCUCCGUCGUACUCGAGGAGGCGAUACUCUCGUUCUCGCUCACCCAUCACUCACCGCCACUCCGGCCGCCGCAGCAGCCGCCGUGACCGAUCUCGUUCUCCUCACAGCAGGAGAAGAAGUCAUUCUGCUACUCCACGAAGGCGAAGAAGUCGUUCACCAGCUCUGAGGCAUCGCAAAAGCCGGUCUCCAUCCCCAAGGCAUAAAAGGAGACAUAGAAGUCCGAGUUCUUCUUUGUCUUCGCCACCUAAAUCUCGUAGUUCCAGUCUCACGUCACUUGAGCGCAAGAAUGCAAAUGAGAAAUUGCGAAAGGAAGAAGAAGAAGAAAGGAAAAGACUACAGCACGAGGCGGAGCUAAAACAAUUAGAAGAAGAGACUGCAAGGAGAUUGGAGGAAGAAAUUCGAAAAAGGGUCGAAGAGAAGUUGGGUUCCGAAGAAGUUAAGCUAGAAAUAGAUUUACGAAUUAAAGGAGGUCAGAAGAAACUUUUUGAUGAUGUUGAAGCUCAACUAAAGAAAGAAAAGGAAGCUGCUCUGAUUGAGGCAAGGCAGAAAGAAGAGCAAGCUCGAAAGGAGAGAGAGGAGCUUGAUAAGAUGCUUGAAGAGAAUCGUCGAAGGGUAGAAGAGUCUCAGAGAAGAGAAGCUCUGGAAUUCCAGAGAAAAGAGGAAGAACGACUGCGAGAGUUGGAACUGAUGCAAAGACAAAAGGAAGAAGCACGAAGGAGAAGAAUUGAAGAAGAGGAAGAGCUAGCUAACCGGAUGGCUUCAUUAGUCAAGAAUAAGACUCGGUCGAAAUAGAUUGGUCUAUAGUGAUGCCUUGGCGAGGCUUCAAUUACAGCAAGGAUUCCCAGAAGCAUUUUGUUUGAUUAUUUGAAAUUAGGUAUGUAAUACUGACAGUUCCCUCAUUCAAAAAGAGUUUAUCACUCAUUUCUGUUCACAGUUGCCAAACAUGCUUUUAUAUCUGUUAUCUACCAUUAUCUCAUUGAGCUCUAAGCAUACUGUGAUGGAGAGUUAAAGUUGAAACAUGGAAAUGACUAGGAAAUUAAAAAGGUUCGACUGUUUUUUGACUCCUUAAUAGGUGUGUUUGAUAUGUUGAGCUGUAUAAAAUAUAUGAUUAAGAUGAAUGUAGUAUAUUUGUCUA
Molecule: messenger RNA, 1243 nt
Organism: Olea europaea var. sylvestris
Lineage: Eukaryota; Viridiplantae; Streptophyta; Magnoliopsida; Lamiales; Oleaceae
Exons: 4
Coding region: 88-900 (270 amino acids)
Cellular component (GO): mitochondrion; nucleoplasm
Molecular function (GO): cadherin binding
Source: RefSeq, a predicted model, not a curated record